Molecule: messenger RNA, 439 nt
Organism: Nicotiana tabacum (common tobacco)
Lineage: Eukaryota; Viridiplantae; Streptophyta; Magnoliopsida; Solanales; Solanaceae
Biological process (GO): translation
Cellular component (GO): ribosome
Molecular function (GO): structural constituent of ribosome; 5S rRNA binding
Source: RefSeq, a predicted model, not a curated record
AAAUAAAUUGUGCACGCUAGGGAACACCAAAGCCCCCACUUUUUCUUAGGACUCAACCCGACCCCAUAUAAAAACCCAUACGACACCGUAAAAUGGCCACCGCCGGAAGCCGCCACCUCCUCCGCUUACUCCUCUCCUGCCGGAAAAUCACGGCACAAGUGACAACCACCAGCACCGACACCAUCAUAGCAAUGUCUUCAUCAUCCGAGCAAGAGUUCGCGGCGCAGUGUAAAGCCAAGCUCAACCGAGUGCCGAGGUGUCGCAAUUUGUGGGACGCGAAAAUAGCUUCUAGAGUCGGAGAGAAGCUUGGGGAUCGACUUAAGGAAGUUAAACUCUAUAACGUGGAAAUUGACGUUGAAGAGGAGAUUAAUCGGCCAGUUCAUUAUAGGAAAAUGGUGGCGCCGCUUUUUGAGUCCGUUAAGGGCAAGGGUAUUGCUGU